Balaenoptera acutorostrata (minke whale) is the source of this 5684-nucleotide messenger RNA. RefSeq names its product single stranded DNA binding protein 3 (gene SSBP3). The record is from RefSeq and is a predicted model, not a curated record. Lineage: Eukaryota; Metazoa; Chordata; Mammalia; Artiodactyla; Balaenopteridae. The transcript has 15 exons. Gene Ontology annotation, molecular function: single-stranded DNA binding; protein binding. Gene Ontology annotation, cellular component: nucleus. The coding region runs from base 426 to 1541 and encodes 371 amino acids. Gene Ontology annotation, biological process: positive regulation of transcription by RNA polymerase II.
CCUCGCCCGGGUAGCCACGUUCGGUUGAGCUCCAAGUAGACCAGCGGCAGCGGCGGCGACGGCGGCGGUGCCGGAGGCGCUGAGGGAGGCGCAGGCGGAGCCGGGCGGGCGCGCGAGCGAGCCAGUGGGCAGCCGGGCCGGCGGGAGAGCGGCGGCGGCGGCGGCACCGGCACCCCAGGCCGAGCCGGCGCGGGAGGAGUUCCAGGGCGAUGGGGCCGCGGCCGGGGCUGACGCUUUGACAGCUGGAAAGAGCGCGGAGCCAGCGCCUGGGGGGGAGGGAGGGGAGCGCGGCGAGGAGAGCGCGAGCGAGUGAGCGAGCGAACGCCGGGGAGGGGGCCGGGAGCGAGGGGGCAGCUCGGGAGCAGCCGGAGCGGUAGCGGCGGCGGCGGCGGCGGCGAGGCUCGGCGCCCUCUUCUCUGCAAACCAUGUUUGCCAAAGGCAAAGGCUCGGCGGUGCCCUCGGACGGGCAGGCUCGGGAAAAGUUAGCUUUAUACGUCUACGAAUAUUUACUGCACGUAGGAGCACAGAAAUCUGCACAGACCUUCUUGUCGGAGAUUCGAUGGGAAAAAAACAUCACGUUGGGAGAACCGCCUGGAUUUUUGCACUCGUGGUGGUGCGUAUUUUGGGACCUUUACUGUGCAGCUCCUGAAAGGCGAGACACUUGUGAACAUUCAAGUGAAGCAAAAGCCUUUCAUGAUUACAGCGCAGCCGCCGCCCCGAGCCCCGUGCUUGGCAACAUUCCCCCCAACGAUGGGAUGCCGGGAGGCCCCAUCCCGCCAGGUUUCUUUCAGGGUCCUCCGGGGUCACAGCCCUCGCCGCACGCACAGCCUCCACCUCACAAUCCCAGCAGCAUGAUGGGACCCCACAGUCAGCCUUUUAUGUCACCGCGAUACGCAGGCGGCCCCCGGCCCCCGAUCAGAAUGGGAAACCAGCCUCCGGGAGGAGUUCCUGGGACACAGCCACUGCUGCCCAAUUCCAUGGAUCCCACGCGACAACAAGGGCACCCCAACAUGGGAGGAUCAAUGCAGAGAAUGAACCCUCCCCGAGGCAUGGGGCCCAUGGGGCCCGGCCCACAGACUGACGCUUGGUUAUCGUUGCAGAAUUACGGCAGCGGCAUGAGACCACCACCCAACUCCCUUGGCCCCGCCAUGCCCGGGAUUAACAUGGGCCCGGGAGCUGGCAGACCCUGGCCCAAUCCUAACAGUGCUAACUCAAUUCCAUAUUCCUCCUCAUCACCCGGCACCUACGUGGGACCCCCUGGUGGUGGCGGCCCCCCAGGAACACCCAUCAUGCCUAGUCCUGCAGAUUCAACAAAUUCCAGUGACAACAUCUACACAAUGAUUAACCCGGUGCCGCCUGGAGGCAGCCGGUCCAACAUACAAAGUGGUUGGACAUCUUUGGAGAGCUGGAAGCGAUUCCUACAGAUCCAAAAACCUGUGCACGUAAGCAAAAUUCUAAGCACUCUAUGUGCAGACUUGUUUUUUUUGUUUUGUUUUUUUGGCUGCUUUGGGUCUUUGUUGCUGCGUACGGGCUUUCUCUAGUUGCAGCAAGCAGGGGCUACUCUUCGUGGUGGUGCGCGGGCUUCUCCUUGCGGUGGCUCCUCUUGUUGCGCAGCAUGGGCUCUAGGCGCACAGGCUUCAGUAGUUGUGGCUUGCGGGCUCUAGAGCGCAGGCUCAGUAGUUGUGGCGCAUGGGCUUAGUUGCUCCGCAGCAUGUGGGAUCUUCCCAGACGGAUUGAACCCGUGUCCAGGGAAGUCCGUGCAGACGUGUUUGUGGAGAGGACAGUCUGGUGUUAACCACGUUGGACUGACACCAGGGCUUGAUAAGAGCAGAGCGGCACGUCAGUGCAUUUUCCAUUUGACCCUGUAUUCAGUUUUGCCACUACAUAAAAGGAAAGAAGGAUGCCCGAGAGCCUGCAGGCAAUUCAGGGAAGUAUUAGUGGAAAAGCAAGCGCCAUUUGCCCUGUUGGACCCCUGAAAGCAAGACGGGUCCCCAGCAGCUCUAAUGGACACCACCCCCGCCACAAAAAAAAAAAUCGGCCAGGCUCUUGCUUUGGCCAUGUCUUCUCACACUGGCAUGGUCUGGUCCAGAAACGUGGCCUCAGGAGGUACCACCAGUGUUCCCAUCAGUACACAGAGGAUAUAGGACUGAAUGAUCUUCCUUGAAUGGAUUAUCCAAGACAUCUACCCAAUGAAAGAAACUGCUAGCUUUUUGUACGUAAAACCUUUUUUAAAAUCUUAAAAAAAAAGGCAGAGCAAAAAUAUCCUAUUGUGAUACAGGACAGAAAAAAAGUCAGUUCUUAGAAACUAAAUAUAGGUAGUAUCUGUUUAAUCAGUCUUAUUGUAUUUAGGUUCUCUUUUGAAAAAAUCUUACGUGUGUGUUCAAUAAAUACACAGUAAUAUAGCCUACAACAUUUAAAUAUCCAGUAAAGAGUUAAAAUAAUUUACUGUGUCAGAAGACAGAAAUAUUAUAAAAGUGUUGUGUUUUUUCCACACGUCAUUUGUUUAACUAGUCCUCCUACUGUUUGCCCCUAUUAACUAGUUCAGCUGUUCUUUAAUUAAUAGCAUUUAAGUAACAGAAAAGUAAAUACAGAAUAAAGAAGUGGUGCUGGGACAACUGGAUAUCCACGUGCAGACGAAUGAAUUUGGACUGCUUCCUUACAACAUACACAAAAAUUAACUCAGUGUAGACCCUAGGCCUAAAUGUCAGAGCUAAAACUAUCAAACACUUAGAAGAAAAUGUAGGAGUAAAUCGUUGUGACCUGGGUUAGCAAAGCCUUCUUAGCUACAACACCAGAAGCACAAGUGACAAAAGAAAAAAGUAGCUGCACUAGACUUCAUUAAAAUUUAAAACUCGUGCUUCAAAGGACACUGUCAAGAAGGUAAAAAGACAACCCACAGAAAAUAUUUGCAAGUCAUAUGUCUGGUAAGGGACUUGAAUCCAGAAUAUGUAAAGAACUCUUAAAACUCAGUAAUAAAAAAACAAACCAACUUAAAAAUGGCCCAAGGGGACUUCCCUGGUGGUCCAGUGGUUAAGAAUCCAACUUGCAAUGCAGGGGAUGCCCGUUUGAUCCCUGGUUGGGGAACUAAGGUCCCACAUGCCACAAGGCAACUAAGCCCACACACCACAACUACAGAGCCCGCAUGCCGCGACUACAGAGCCCACACGCUCUGGACCCUGCGCCCCACAACUAGAGAGAAACCCACGUGCCACAACUAGAGAAGAGCCUGCGUACCACAACUAGAAGCCCACACGCCACGAUGGAAGAUCCACAUGCCGCAACUAAGACCCGACGCAGCCAAAAAAUAAAUUUAAAAGCAAAUGGGCCAAGGAUCUGAAUAGACAUUUCUCCAAAGGUGUGCAAAUAGCCAAUAAGCACAUGAAAAGAUGCUCAGCGUCAGUUAUUAGGGAAAAGCAAAUGAAAACUACAAUGAGAUACCACUUCACAUCCACUAGGAUGGCUAGAAUCAGACAGAUAAUGAGCGGUGUUGGCAAGGAUGGGAAGAAAUUGGAACCCUCACACGUAGCUGGUGGGAAUGUGGAACAUGAAGUGGUGCAGAUGCUGUGGAAGAGUCUGGCAGUUCUUCGAAAGGUUAAACAGUUACUCUGUGACCCUGCAAUUCCACUCAUAGGUAUCUACCCCAGAGAAAUGAAAGCAUGUCCACACAAUAAUUGUACACAGAUGUUCACAGGAGCGUUAGUCAUAAUAGCCAAAAAGUGGAAAUAACCUAAAUGCCCAUUGACUGAUGAAUGAGUAAUUAAAUGUGGUAUAUACAUACAGUGGAAUGUUACUUGGCCGUAAGAAGGAAUGAAGUACAUGACACAUGCUACAACAUGGAUGAACCUUGAAGACAUUUUGCUAAGUGAAAGAAGCCAGCCACAAAGGUCACAUAUAAUUCUGUUUGUAUGAAGUGUCUAGAAUAGCUAAAUCUGUAGAGACAGAGAAUAAAUUUGGUUGAGUGGGCCUGGGGAUUCAAGGGGGGGAUGGGGAGUGACUGCUAAUGGAGGCAGGUGAUGAAAACGUCCUAAAAUUGAUGGCGGUGGUGGUUGCACAACUCUAAAUACACUAACAACCACUGAAUUGCAUAGUUAAAUGGGUCAGUUGUAUGGUAUGUGAAUUAUAUCUCAAUAAAACUGUUAAAAAGAAUAACAAAAAUACACAUGAUAUGUAAUUUAAGAUACCUGUUUUUUAAAUAUAUAUGUUACAGUAAUAACGCAUGUGCAUAAUUGUUUAUUAUCACAUUUUGGGAUUCUUUUGGUCUGGUAUGACUGUGUCUGGGUUUGGCUCCUUAAAAAGUUGGUCACCCUCAUCCUCCUAUCACUUGGGUUCAUAAGCAUGAAAUUGGUGGCCAGAUGGCAAAAUGUGCCCGAAAGCCUGUGAGUGGCCCUGGGAGGCCACUGGGGAGGCAAGGAUCCUGCCCCCACGGGGUGUGUGAGUGGGCGGCGGGAUGAGGAAGCGGCUGGUGCCCCAGCCCCUCCCCUGCAGUCUCGUCACAUCAGUUCCUGCUCCGGCCACUCCGUGCUGCCACUUGCUAGGAGGCCUCUUACUUCUGCUCAGGCAGGACCCCUGCUGAGAACAAGGCCAUGGUCCAUCUCUGCUUGUCCAGAUUCUAUCCCUCAAUUAUUUUGGCGCUCUGCCUCCUCCUCCAUGCAGUCUGUUCUGAUUUCUCUGCCCUUUCCCCAGUGCCUUUUUUUUGAAGCUGCACCCGUGCUUUGUCUGCAGCUCUCUUUGGAUCUCGGCAUCCUGUGGGGAAGUUGGGUGUCCGUGGCUGUGCUCCUUCAGACUGAGGCCCAGGUGUGACUCAGCUCUGUGUCCUUACUGCCCAGCACAGGCCUCCAUUCUGCCACUUCUGUCCCCUGUCCACCCUGGCAUCCAGUCUGUAUCCCUGGGCCUUGGCUCUCCAGAGUGGGCUCAGCCAUCCCUUGGUGGCCAUGUAAUGUGACCUCUGGCCUUUGGUUGCUGCUUUGCUGAGAUGGGGGGGUUAGUUCCAGACAGACCUGAGGAGGCGGGUAGAGCGGAUUACACGUCUGGUGUCUGGUUUGUCUGCACCGUCAGUUCUGCUCAUUAGUGAGCUCCCCCACACAGUCCCAGCGAGAGAAGUCCUGCCACUCACGCCCCAGCUCCCCACACGUUUCUGAGGAAGAGCCUGGAGGAGGCUAGUGUGAUGGUUCCAGGGCCAGGCUGCCCGCGGCCCAGCCCCAGCUCCUCCAUCUCUCCUACCUGGGAGAUCGUGGGCAAAGCAUGGUCCACUCUGUGCUUCAGUUUCCUCAUCUGUAAAAUGGGGAGGAAAAGCACUAAUGUUUUUGUUGCCUGGCCUGGCAGUUGGUCACUCAGUCUGUGUGAGGUUCUCACUGGCGAGACCCGCACGCUGCCCCAGGGAUGGAAAGAGCCCGGGAUGGGAUCCAGCAGGCCUGGUUUGAGAGCUGUCUCUGGGUGGCCUUGGGCCAGUCCGUCUCUCUCUUCGGGUUUGUUUCCUCCCGUGGUGCAUAGGAGUGAGCCCUUCUGCCUUGCACAGUUCCUAGGGCCGAGGGGAGGCACCGGCUCCGGCCUCCUGGUGUCAUAAAUUAAAUGCCUGCGUGUGUGAGAGUGACCCCGCCAGAAUGGAAGCUCCCCGGGGAUGCAGCUGGGCGUGGGAGCCCCGCGAGGGCUGCGGCCGAGCCGAGGGCCCACUCAGCUGCCACGCU